Molecule: messenger RNA, 6331 nt
Organism: Oncorhynchus kisutch (coho salmon)
Lineage: Eukaryota; Metazoa; Chordata; Actinopteri; Salmoniformes; Salmonidae
Product: netrin-G2
Exons: 9
Coding region: 1153-4338 (1061 amino acids)
Biological process (GO): axonogenesis; tissue development; animal organ morphogenesis
Source: RefSeq, a predicted model, not a curated record
CUUCAAGUUGUUUAACUGUUAAACAGUGUUGUGUUAGCCUAUUGCUUAGCGAAAACUAGAGAUCCUUAUGUCUGCCUUGAGUGAUUUUUGAGCUGCUCCUUUAAGCAGGACGGGUAGCCCGAUCGGCUCAUGGGGUGGUUAUAUUUCUGACCGGUAAAAGUUGCGUACCUGCUUCACACACACGUAGUUUGCAAAUCAGAUACUGAGAGCUAAAUGUGGAAACGAGAAGAGAGCAGGAGAACAAUGGCAGGAGGGAAUUUAUGAAAUAAGCGUGUGUGUUUAUGCAUAGGGGAAAGUGAGGUCGAGAGAGAGCGAGCUCUUUCCUUCUGCCCUUGAGCGCCUAGGACAAAACCGAAAUCGCAAAAAGUAACGGAACAUUAAUUGAGGCAGUACCACUUCUGGAAAAAGUAUUGAAAUAUAAUAUAUUUCGAACAAGAAGUCAACUAUUGUGCGUACGGGAUGUAUAGGAUACCAUCCUAACGCACUGCUUUCCUCAAAGUAUAAAAACAGAAGGGAAACAAACAGAAGGGGAGAGCAUCUCAUCUAAUCCUCUUACAGAAGGGAAUACGGUAACGUUAAGCUUUAUUUCAACGACGAACCAAUGCUGAGGCUUUUGAAUGCUGAUAACACUUUUGCAAAGGAUGCACCCAUGACAGAAUGAUCAUAUUUUCCCGGAGCAAUUUGCCAACGAUGGAGCAUGUAAAUACUUCCUUUGACUGACGUGAAAACACAACAAAAUCUCAUCUAGAGAGCUUCUGAGUGGACAGCGGGAAUAUUCUCAAUGCUCUACUCAUGGACAUAUCGAUUGCUUUUAGCAUGGCUUGCCUGGAGUGCCAAAGGGGGUCGAUCUGAGAAAGAUUUAGCGUUGUAUACAUUUCUAAUAAAAUAAGUUAUUGUAACUAUCAUUUAAAGUAAUACUUUAAUUUGAAUUGUUUUUAACAUAAGAUAACAAAUACUUCAAAACAGAAGUGUAACUUAUUUAGGCAGGCAUACAUUUGUAUACAAAACCAGCAGAGUUGUAAGGCUGUAUCCUGCAAGCGGCAGGUGUCUCUCCCAACAUGAAAACCAACCGGAUUCCAAGCUGAUCCUCUCCCUGUGUGGACCGACGGUGGCACCACUUCCCUCUUCCCUCCGGACUCUCGGUCUUGGACCAUGGGUGUGGUCUAUACGAGUGCCAUGCUCUCACAGGUGCUUUUUCAUUUGCACUUUGUUACUCUGACCCUUGGCCAGUAUGACAUAUGCAAGUCGCUGUUUAGUACGGACGAUGGACCAACAUGGGAGUUUUAUGCGUGCCAGCCAAAACCAAUGGCUAUGAAGGAGUUCGUGCAAAUUAGGGUGGAUCCUCCUGGCAUCACUUGUGGCAACCCCCCGGAGAGGUUCUGUACCCUGGAGAACCCCUACCUGUGUAGUGACGAGUGUGACGCCUCCAACCCGGACCUGGCUCACCCUCCCCAGCUGAUGCAGGAUCGUGAGCGCAGCGGCCUCAUCACCUAUUGGCAGACGGUGACAUGGAGCCGCUACCCGGAGCCCCUGCUGGCCAACAUCUCCCUGGCCUGGAACAAGAGCCUGGAGUUGACCGACGACAUUCAGGUCACCUUCGAGUAUGGCCGCCCCACCAUGAUGGUGCUGGACAAGUCCCUAGACAAAGGGCGCACCUGGCAGCCCUACCAGUUCUACGCCGACGACUGCAUGGAAGCCUUCGGCAUGCCCGCUAAGCGGGUGCAGGACCUGUCGGCCACCAAUGUGACCCGGGUCAUCUGCACAGAGCAGUACUCUCGCUGGGUGGGCUCCAAGAACGAGAAGGUGCUGCGCUUCGAGGUGAUGGCACGCUUCACUAUCUUCACGGGGCCCAAGCUGCUCAACAUGGACAGUCUGUACACACGCAUGGAGAGUAUGAAGGGCCUGAGGGACUUCUUCACUUUCACCAACCUGAGACUGAGGCUGCUGAGGCCGGCCCUGGGGGGAACCUACGUCCAGAAAGACAACCUCCUCAAAUAUUUCUACGCCAUCUCCAACAUAGAGGUACCAGCCAGGUGUAAGUGUAACCUCCAUGCUGGCCAGUGCACCUUUCGGGAGGGAAGCCUGCAGUGUGACUGUGAACACAAUACGACGGGCCAAGACUGCACUCGCUGUGAGAGGGGCUUCAAAGCCAAGUCAUGGAAACCUGGAUCGUACCUACCCACCCCCAACGGAUCCCCCAAUACCUGUGAUGCUGCUGGGACUCUUGGCACACCCACAACAGUCCAGACUCCGCCAACAACCACACCUGCGUUGGCGACUACGACCAAGCCACCCACAGACCAACUGCCCACAAUUACCACUAUUAUGGCAGACAUCACCACCUUCACUGACAUAGUGACAGCUGUGGUGGGUCCCACAUCCAGCACAAAGCUCAGUGACUCCCUAACUGACACACCAGUGCUGCUUCUGGCAACAGAUCAAACGUCUGUGCCAGCCACGAUACCAGCCACUCUUCCAGCCAGUAUGUCAGACACUGUGCCAGUCUCUGCCAGUCCCGACCAGACAGACAGUCCAUCCUUAACCACAGUGAACUUGCCCCCAAUGGAGGUAAAUCCCCCCACAACCACAGUGAGAGCGCAGCCGAAAGUUACUGAAUCAUCUGAUGCAGCUGAUGCCACAUCUGACUCAGUCACACCAUCAUCUGAUGCAACCACUCCAACAUCAGUUGGAUUUACUCUCACACCUGACAGCACAACGACUUCUUACACAGUGACUUCUGACACCAGUACCACAGCAUCUGACACAAGUACGGCUACAUCUGAAACAAGUACUACAACAUCUGAAACAAGUACUACAACAUCUGAAACAAGUACUACUACAUCUGAAACAAGUACUACUACAUCUGACACAAGUAUCACAGCAUCUGACACAAGUACCACAGCAUCUGACACAAGUACCACAGCAUCUGACACAAGUACCACAGCAUCUGACACAAGUACCACAGCAUCUGACACAAGUACCACAGCAUCUGACACAAGUACCACAGCAUCUGAAACAAGUACUACAACAUCUGACACAAGUACCACAGCAUCUGACACAAGUACCACAGCAUCUGACACAAGUACCACAGCAUCUGACACAAGUACUACAGCAUCUGACACAAGUACUACAUUUGACACAAGUUCAACAACAACUGAGAGAAGUACUACAAUAUUUGACACAAUUACUACACUAUUUGACAUUAGUAUUACACCUUCUGUCACUAGUACUAGCACAGUUGACACCAGCACCACAACAUUUGACACAACCACCACAGUAUCAGACACAAGUAUCACAACAUUUUACACAAGUACUACAUUUCUAACAAGUACUAAAACAUCUUACACAAAUAUUUAUUUUGACACAAGUUCUACAACAACUGACACAAGUACUGUAUCUGACUCAAGUACUACAAUAUUUGACACAAUGACUUCAACAUCUGAUAUAUUUACCACAACUUAUGGCACUAUUACUUCAGCAUCUGAUGUAUUCACUUCAACAUCUGGUGUGCCCUUUCUGGCAUCGGACACAGUUACUCCAGCAUCUGAUGUAGUAACACCACCAACAGAUGGAUUUACCUCACCCCCUGAUGAUACAUUUAUUCCAGCAUCUGAGGGAGAUACACCUGCCUUUGACGUGGCUACUUCAGUAUCUGAUGGACUGACCUCACGACCUGAUGAAGCUCCUUCAACACCUCAAGCAGUUCCUCCAACUUCCGACACGGUUUCCUCAGCACCUGAUCCUCUUUCCCGUACACCGGGUGGAGACACCACCCAAGCUCCAGACAAAUCUACUCCAGCACCUGACACAGAUACCUCAACAUCUGAUGCUGCUACCCUGGCACCUGUCGUAGCUACUACAGCUCCAGACUCAUCUUCAGCAGCUCCUGAUCCUGCUACCCCAUCUCCUGAUGUAGGACCAGUUCCUGAUUCAGUUGAUCCAGCUCCUGAUGUAGGACCAGCUCUUGAUUCAGUUGAUUCAUUUCCUGAUUCAGUUGAUCCAGCUCCUGAUGCAGGACCAUCUCCUGAUGCUGUUGAUCCAGCUCCUGGUGUUGGACCAGUUCCUGAUUCAGUUUAUCCAGCUCCUGAUGUAGGACCAGCUCUUGAUUCAGUUGAUUCAUUUCCUGAUUCAGUUGAUCCAGCUCCUGAUGAUGCUGUUGAUCCAGCCCCUGAUGCAAGACCAGCUCCUGAUUCAAUUUAUCCAGCUCUUGAUUCAGUUGAUUCAGCUCCUGAUUCAGGACCAGCUCCUGAUGCUGCUGCUCCAAUGCCUGAUGCUGGGGUCGGUGAGAAAGUGGGAAAUAAAGAAGAAAAUGUUAAAGAGGAAAAAGGUACACCGUGAUAUAGCAACAAUACCCUCUUAUUUUUUUCAUUUACAAGUGUAUGAAUAUUCCAUCAGUAAACUAUGGUAAAACUGCAAAUAUUGAAGGAACUAUCCCACUGGGCACAGCAGUAAUUUCAACGUCUAGUUUUGAUUUUAUAUUUGGUUGACCAAUCAGUUUUCUAUAUUGAUUCAACAACAUGACAUAGAAUAUUUUUGCUAAAAUUAUGUGGAGCCAACGUUGAAUUAACCAAUAUUUGCCCAGUGGUAUAUUUAGAAUGAACAAUGUUAUCCUCUAAUGUACAGUUGUGUAUGCAGUCUAUAUGCUGCUAAUAGGCAGUUGUGUCAGUAAGGUUUUAUGACCUUUACACGAGCUGUUGCCUUAUUGUCUCAACCAUUUGACAAAGCCAUUAUCUAAAGGGUCAUUCAGCAUGAAUAAAGAAUGAGUCAAAAGUUGGAAGUUGCUUUUUUUCUGAUCUCUCAAUCUCUCCGGUGUACACAGUUACCCCCAUAACUGAAGCCAAAGGGGAAAGCAAAGAGGAAGAGAAAGAGAAAAAAAAAUAUUUUCAAACGAAAGACAAUGAGAAAAAAGGUAUAUUGAUUAACAGUAGUCUAGUAGUAUUUGUACUGUAUGUUGUGUGUGUUACAAAAUAUAGUUGUGUCAGAUUUAAAAAUAGUUUAGUAUGAUCCAACAACUCAACUCUGUUAUGGGAACAGAUGGGGAUCUGUGAAACUCACUCCUCUGAAGUGAAUCCACUUGAGCUGCUGAACAGUUAGCUUUUUGGUGGAGCAACUAGGUAGACACUUCAGAAGGGGGGUCAUGUGUGUUUGCGAGGCAGAGGUCCUGGGUUCAAGCCUUGAUAUGAGCUGAAUCAGGAGGAAGCGGUAGUCGUUAAGCAAGCAGCGUGACAUCCUUUACAAUGGUGCCAAUUGACUCAGAUCUGCAGUUGCGCUCAGCUCAAUGCUGGGUUCCCCGUGGAGGGAAUUUGGGGGGGUGAAGGUAGCAGAUGGGGAUCUGUGAAACUCCACUCGCGCUGCCGAACAGCUAGCUGGGUAAGACGCUUCAGGAGGGCGGCCAUGUUUGUUUGCGAGGCAGAGGUCCCGGGUUCAAGCCUGAAUCAGGAGGGAGCGGUACUCGCUAAGCAAGCAGCGUGACGUCCUUUACAUUAGCGUUAGCAUGUCAAUUUGUAGUGGUGUCAGUAACCAUUCAUGUUGAAUUCCCUGAACCAACUCAAUGGGGUUGAAGUUGGAGUGUUAGUCACCUGGUUGCUAUAGGAAAACAUGCCCACUGGGUGUCAGAGCACAAACAGAUAAUUGAUGGACAAAAAAGGUUGCGGAAAAGCCAUUUUUGGAUGAGCCCAGGUCCCAGUAGGAUACCUGAUCCAUGGUUUCAGGAGGCUAUUGACUCAAAGCACCAGGCUGCUGACAAGCAUUAGAAGUCGUCUGUGUGUUUUGUCAAACCUAGAGCAGCUAAUGUAUUUUUGUUGUUGACAAGGAUCAUGUGGUACAGAAUAUGCCACAUAGUAUUGUGUGGGUGAUUCUGUCACCACUCAGACUCCACUCAUCAGCUGUAGCUGAACCAGUAUUGCAAACUUAACAUCUUUGCUAUGGACUAUGAUUCCAAUUACUUGAUUUGGCACUAAACGGGAGAAACGGACUGAAGCUCAUUUCGUGUUAUGUUUAAAUGUUAAAAUAAAAUAAUUGUUACGUUUCCCUAAUAAACACAACCCAGGUAGGCAUUUUAUUGCUGGUGAGAUGGAUUGUCUGAAUAGGACUGAGAUGUUGUUCUUGUAGAGUAUCUACACUUUGUGAAUGACUAAACGUUGUGGUAAUAUACAAUACUGUGUGUUAAUGUGUAGAUUUCAAUGGUUUAUGGAAUGUAUGAGGUCUUUCUCUGUGAAUCAUGCAAGAUGUCUGAGCAGUUGGCACCCUAUUGUGUUUCAGGAUUCCUUUGGCAUCAAUUGUAUAUUUUAGUAGCCAUGAUAUUUCAGACACUGUGUAGUAGAGGCUUGUA